This is a messenger RNA of Suillus subaureus, 1743 nucleotides long. RefSeq lists its product as uncharacterized. Gene Ontology annotation, cellular component: nucleotide-excision repair factor 1 complex. The record is from RefSeq and is a predicted model, not a curated record. The transcript is spliced from 12 exons. NCBI's taxonomy places the organism in Eukaryota, Fungi, Basidiomycota, Agaricomycetes, Boletales, Suillaceae. Gene Ontology annotation, molecular function: damaged DNA binding. The coding region runs from base 1 to 1743 and encodes 580 amino acids. Gene Ontology annotation, biological process: UV-damage excision repair; nucleotide-excision repair, DNA damage recognition; nucleotide-excision repair involved in interstrand cross-link repair.
AUGGAAGGACGGAAUGUCCAUCCUCCACCUUCGACUGCCGAGAACUCACUUCUGACACCCGAGCAAAUCAAGCGCAUUGAGUUGAACCGCCUUAAAGCAAAAGCAAGACAGAGACAACGAGAACAAGAGGCAGGCCCGUCAUCUACGCCAAAUCCGAACCAGAAACGCCCUCUCGAAGUGAUACCAGCUGUGUCCACUUCACCGACAGCUCCUAAGCCACUGAAGCGUGACUCACGCCUCGGCAAGUACUUUGAAUAUGACCUGUCUAAAAUGGUCAACUCGAAAGGUGGAUUUUUGGUUGAGGAUGGGAAGGAGGUGGACGAAGACUCGAGGGCGAAGGAGCGAGAGCGAGAAAGACAACGAGCCAAGCAGAACUUGGAACCGCCGAUGUACUUGGAUCCGAGCCUGAAUCCGAAGUGCAGAGAAUGCCAGUCUAUCGACAUCGAUUAUACAUACAAGAAGAUAUUUGGAUGCUUGGUAUGUAACAAAUGCAAGGAUGAAUACCCAGAGAAAUACAGUUUGUUGACAAAGACUGAAUGCAAAGAAGAUUACCUCUUAACUGACCCCGAACUUCGGGAUCGAGAGCUGCUACCCCAUCUACUCAAAGCCAACCCUCAUAAAUCGACGUUUGCGAAUAUGAUGCUCUUCUUGCGAUGUCAAGUUGAAGAUUUUGCGUGGAAGAAAUGGGGUUCACCAGAGGCUCUAGACACUGAAUGGGAACGUCGAACGGAGGAGAAGAAGAAAAAGAAGAACAAGAAAUUCGAAGAAGGACUUCGAGACUUGCGCAGACGGACUAGAGAAGGUGUGUGGCAAAGACGAAAAGACCAGGAGCACAAACAUGUUUUCGGAGUAACGGAAGACCUCGGAGAUGCCACACGAAUAAGUUGUUCUACAACCCAGGCAUUUACUAUGGAUGAUCCAAACCAAGCUGAAAGUUCCAAAAUUUCCACCUCUUUGGAGCUUGAGCAGAUCGAAGUAAAUCUCUUUCGGUCAAAGACAUUAUUCAAACCCACGAAGGCUCGAGGCGUUUUCGGAGGGCAGGUCAUCUCACAAGCAAUAGUCGCCGCCACCAACUGUGUCGAUCCCGUGUUCGGAUUGCAUUGUUACUUUCUUUUGAGCGCAUCUCCCGCUAUUCCUAUCAUAUAUUUCGUCGAGCGGCUACGGGAAGGGCGGUCAUACACUACCCGAAGUGUCAAAGCAGUUCAGAAUGGAAAGAUAAUAUUUCAGCUAAUGUGUUCCUACCACAAGCCGGAACCAUGGCAGCCUACACAUCAAUGGCCCAUGCCCGAGGUGCCCCCACUUGAGGAGUGCGAGCUUGAGGAGGUGCUGUUCAGACGCAGAGCUACGAGGGAGGACCUUCCUUCGAAAGUUCGGGACAUAUUAUUGUCUUAUGCGCUUGAAAGGGAGAAUGGUCCAAUUGCAGUUAGAAGGGCUGGUUUGACUACCGAAGACGGUACUCAAACAUUCAUGCAUUGGGUGCAAGCUCGGACAGGUCAAGCGUCACAUUAUGGAGCACCUUACCAGAAGUGUAUUCUAGCAUACCUUUCGGACCUCAACUUUGACAACUUUUGUUGUGAAGAUGGUUUACUCUAUGUGGUUGUUUGUCCUCGAGCUGCAUCCGGUAGAGCAGUGGUUCAUGGCAGGUUGUACUCACGAGCUGGCAACCUGGUUGCGGCCACUUGUCAAGAGGGUGUGGUGCGGGCUGACGUACGAGGUCCUACUGAAAACAAGGCAAAGCUGUAG